UAAUAAUAAAAAAAUUUAAUUCAAACGAAUUAAGUUAAUUUCGAAAAAGUUCGCUUCUUUACCGGCGAGCCUCCAAAUCAUCGAUCGGUUGUCAAAAAGUGACAACUAACUUUUGUACGUGUCACUUCAACACUUCGUUUUUCGAUUUUAACCGUUUCGAAUCAGUUUUUGAAUUAAACUCGUCGCGAAAUCAUCGAUUUUUGUAAGAAAAUGGUUCAAUACGGCGUAAUAAUCGCGUGUUUCGCUUUGUUCGCGUCGAGCUAUGCCGAAACUUGCAGCCAACCGAAGGUAACCUCAAAUUCGUUUACGACACAAGAUGCUACGAUUGUAUCGAAUAUUGCUUAUAUCGCCGAAUUUGAAGUUGAAUGCACUUCGGGGGGGUUAACUAAUUUGUAUGCUGAGGUUGAUGGAAAUGUUGUACCUGUUUCUAGUACUGGGCAAAAUAAAUAUCAGGUUAGUUGGACCGAAGUAAACGCUUCCGCAAAACGAGGAGAUAGAAAUAUAAGAAUUUUUGAUGAAGAUGGUUAUACAGCUGUUCGUAAAGCUUUACGUAAUGGGGAAGAAAUUUCGGGAAUCACAGAGUUAUUUGGAGUUACUAUUAAUCAUCCAGGGGCUUUUAAUGGACCUUGGUUAAAAAGCGAAUUUUUAGCUGCUACUUUAUCACUUCUUGUUGCUUAUAUUGCGUUUAGUUCUAGAUCUAAAUUGUUAUCAUAAUUAAUUUAUUUUUUUUGUUAAAUCAUUUUUUUCAUUAUGAUUCAUUAAACGAAAUUAAGACAUA
Onthophagus taurus is the source of this 778-nucleotide messenger RNA. RefSeq names its product Translocon-associated protein delta (gene Tapdelta). Lineage: Eukaryota; Metazoa; Arthropoda; Insecta; Coleoptera; Scarabaeidae. Gene Ontology annotation, cellular component: endomembrane system; membrane; endoplasmic reticulum. The record is from RefSeq and is a predicted model, not a curated record.